UUCCUCCACAGCUCUCACACUUAUGCAGCUCUUUCACUCUCAUCAGAUAUUCAAUGUCUCACCAUCACACUUGAGUUUUCCCUAUUUCACUGAGGAUAGCAGCUGCACAGAAUUUCACAUCAGUGGAGGGUAAAUACACCCUUCAUCAUCUUGUUUGUAUUUUUGUAGUUGAAGAAGAACUUUUAUCACAAACUUAUUGGAAGUACUUUGGAGCACAUCACAGCUGCAUGCGGGCGACAGCAGCUCGGGAGCGAUGUCAUCUCUGCUUUCUCAAGAUCAGCUGCGCAUUAGAAAGGCGCUCUCCGACUCCUCUCCGGCUUCAUCCACCGCCGCCACCAGGAGCCUGAGGCAUGAGAGACUGUCGAGAUUGGGCUCGUCUGGGUCCUCCGACAUCUCCAACGACGUUUCAACAAACCACGCCGAGUCUUACUUCAAACGGAGGGAGAACAGACUGUCUGCAAGGAAAAAGGCAGAGGAAGAGAUGGCAAACAAUGACUAUAAAAAGAUGUAUGAGAAGGCGCUGGCCACCAAUCAAAGGCUCAAGUCCAGGCUGGAAACAAGUAAACAGGAACUCGCCAUGAUUCAGGACCAACUGCAGAGAGCACAGAAGGGGAAGCCAGGAGACUGUGGCUCCAACAUGCUUGAGACAGAAAAAAAGGAAAGUUGGAGUCUAAAAAAGAGGAUAUCAGAUAUGGAAGAACAGUUGAAGGUUAAAGCAGAGCUUAAGAUGGAGAACCAGAGACUGAAGGACGAGAACGGAGCUUUGAUCCGGGUCAUCACCAAACUGUCCAAGUGAGACGGGAAGGACGAGAAGAGAAGAGAAGAGAAGAGAAGAGAGACGGACACCUGAAGUCUGUGCCUGCGUUCUCGCUACAUUCACGAUAUCCUCAGAAAGAAUGUAUGUACAUAGUUUUCCAGUUCACUUGGGAAACUUGACAUUUUUUGCCCUGUCGUCUGUAACAUUUUCAGGGAUGAAUACACAGGGAUGAUGACAUCAGCUGUGAAAGCCUCCUUGUACAGUACUGGAUCUACAGUAUUAAAACAUUCCCAGACAGACAACACAUUAAGUUAAAGUUCAUGCUGUUUGUUCAUUUAAAUAUUUCUACAUAAAGCCAAAUGCUAGCACAAU
Acanthopagrus latus (yellowfin seabream) is the source of this 1129-nucleotide messenger RNA. Its product is annotated as protein phosphatase 1 regulatory subunit 12B-like. The record is from RefSeq and is a predicted model, not a curated record. The transcript has 7 exons. The coding region runs from base 254 to 796 and encodes 180 amino acids. Lineage: Eukaryota; Metazoa; Chordata; Actinopteri; Spariformes; Sparidae. Gene Ontology annotation, molecular function: protein kinase binding; enzyme inhibitor activity; phosphatase regulator activity. Gene Ontology annotation, cellular component: cytoplasm.